AUGGCUAUCAAGGCGAUAGACACCGCGUCAAUUCGACAGAUAACAUCGGCGCAAGUCGUUACGGACCUCAAUUCCGCCGUCAAAGAGGUCGUGGAGAACUCUCUGGACGCCAACGCCAAGAACGUUGAAAUCAAAAUCUUCGACUAUGGAAAAGAUCGUGUGGAGAUCAUUGAUGAUGGAGACGGAAUCCCCAAGUCCGAAUUUGACCACGUGGCACGCAAGCACAUGACGUCGAAAAUCAUCGAGUUCGACGACCUGGCCAGCGUUCUCAGUUAUGGAUUUAGAGGAGAAGCCCUGGCAUCUAUCUGUGAGAUGGCAGAGCUCGAGAUCGUCACAUGUGGCAACACCAGUGAACCCGCCACACGUCUGGAGUUCAACCGUGACGGAUCUAUCAAGAGCACAAAACCUGUGGCUGGUAAACGAGGUACAACUGUGACUAUCAGGCGGCUGUUCCACAGUGCCAUUGUUCGUCGGAAAGAGUUCGAGAAGAACGCCAAGAACAGUCACCCGGGGCUCAUUCGCAUGCUGGAGACGUACGCCAUUAUACGCUCAGAUGUGCGGUUUAGUAUCGUUCAUGUCACCAACAACAAGAACCGAAACGUGCAGCUGACCACCGACGGAUCAGGGGACAUGAUAAAGACUGUUGGAAGAGUGUUUGGAAACGAGCUCAAGGCUCAUUUGAUGGAUGUGAACUUUUCUUUCGAUGUUAAUUACACGAAACGCGGCUUUCUUAGUUCUGAAGAGCUGCCCAAUUAUGUCGUUCGAGUUACGGGACUUGUUUCCAAGCCUGUGUUUGGUAUGGGACGUAAUGCCAACGAUAAACAGUUACUUUUUAUCAACAAGCGUCCCUUUACAAUGAAGAAGCUACAGAAGGUGUUUCAAGACGUUUAUACGUCGUUCGUUCAUUUACAAAAGCCUGUCUUGAUCAUCAACUUGGACAUUCCUCCUAGUGCUUAUGAUGUUAAUGUUUCUCCUGAUAAACGGACCAUUAUGCUGCAUAAUGAGGUGGACGUGAUCAAUUGUAUUCGAGAAAAUCUCGUUGAUGUCUUUGAAUCUUCUGGUCAAUCUGUUCCUCGGCACACUGUUGACGUAAAGGUGCAGCCCAUGAGCAGUCAGUCGUAUUGGGGCGUGAAGGACGAUGUUGGUGAGCAAGAGAUUGAGGAAGUUGAGGACGUUGAAGAAUCUGGAGAGGUAGGACCUGUUGAGCUGGAUCAUAAUGUUCAACUUGAUGAAGCUGCCACUUCCGACGAUGUUCCAAACCAGCUCGAAGUAAGGCAGGCCGCUGCUGGUCAGAUCGAGAGGGCUGGACUGUUUGUUACUGAUCAGGAGCAAGAGGAAGAUGUUUCCAUGACUUACGUUGAGGAGACGGAGUCGCUGGUAAUCAAUGAUAUGACUACUGAUGAAGCUGAUCAUCCACGGGAGCAGGAGGAUGAAGGUAUGGUUGAUGACGAGGCUGAGGAAGUUGAAGAGGAAGAGGAGGAAGAAGAGGAAGAAGAAGGCCAGGCAGAAGAAGAAGACCCCGAAAAAAUUCCUCCAGAGUAUGCCUACAUCGACACAGCUGCUACCUUAGAGGAUGAAGGAGAAGACAGAGGGAAUGAUGAUGAAACCAACGACGACGACGACGACGACAACGACAACGAUCCAACUAGCUCACUGUCGUACUCUCAGUCGGACACUUCUAUGAACUCUGUAUCCGACACCUCCAUCUCGCUAACUACCCCAAUCACCAGCCGAAGACGAGUGACCAAGAGCAAUGUGAACAAACUCAACUUAUCCCAGUUCUCUGCUUCUUCGCGACCCUCGUCGUCUUCUUCCACUCGGCCCUCCACUGCAUCAUCAUUACCAUCUCUUCCUGCAUCUCAACGAGCCUCUUCCAGAAAGCGAACUUAUGCCAACCUGCCUGAGUUUGAUACAUUUGGACAUAGAGAGUCUCUCACAAUCACGGCCGAGGAUCUUGAACGAGGCGAACGGGCUUCUGAGACUCUCUCUACGUUCAACACUUCUUCUAGCACUUCUCAACCGCAGACGUCUGCUCUAGACGAUUCGUCAGCUGAAUCUAAGCUCAACCUGACCAUUUCCAGGAAUGACUUCCUCAAUUUUAACAUCAUUGGCCAGUUCAACGAGGCAUUCAUUAUUGUUUCUGACCCCGAGAACCUAUUCAUCAUUGACCAGCAUGCGAGUGACGAAAAGUACAACUUUGAGCGACUUCAAAGAGACACUAAAAUCACUCCUCAGCCAUUCGUGAAUCCUCUGACGGUGGAACUGACGCCUCUUGAAGAAUCUGUUGUCAGUAGCAAUCUCGAGCUCUUGAAGAAGAACGGCUUUCUCGUGACCAUUGACAACUCUCUCCCUCCUGGCGAAAAGUGCCAAAUUCGAGGCUUCCCUCAAACAGGAAACAUUGUGUUUGGAAUGCCAGAUUUCCGAGAACUCGUGGUCCUGUUCGAAGAUAACCCCGGAAACGACUCUGUUCGUCCCAAGAAGGUCAGAGACGUGUUUGCGUCUCGAGCCUGUCGAGGAAGUGUCAUGGUGGGCACUGCUCUCAAGGAAAAGGAGAUGGAUCGCAUUGUGAGGAACCUCGCAGGUCUAGAUAAGCCCUGGAACUGUCCCCAUGGAAGACCCACUAUGCGCCAUCUGAUGGAAAUUGAUAAAUGGCCGGUAUUCACUCAGGAUUACGAGUUUUAA
Messenger RNA from Yarrowia lipolytica CLIB122, 2682 nucleotides. RefSeq lists its product as uncharacterized. The record is from RefSeq and is a predicted model, not a curated record. NCBI's taxonomy places the organism in Eukaryota, Fungi, Ascomycota, Dipodascomycetes, Dipodascales. Gene Ontology annotation, molecular function: ATP hydrolysis activity; mismatched DNA binding; ATP-dependent DNA damage sensor activity. Gene Ontology annotation, cellular component: MutLalpha complex. Gene Ontology annotation, biological process: mismatch repair.